Cladocopium goreaui is the source of this 1903-nucleotide messenger RNA. The record is from the annotation of a GenBank genome assembly. NCBI's taxonomy places the organism in Eukaryota, Dinophyceae, Suessiales, Symbiodiniaceae.
AUGGACGCGGCGCCCGCGGCGCCCGCGGCGCCCGCGGCGCCCACGGCGCGCAGCUCCCUGGCGGAACCACCGGUGGAGUUCGGCGGCGGCUUCGCGCUCAAGGGCGAGCUGGGGCAUGGUGCGUCGGGACGGGUGUUCGAGUGCAAGAAGAAGGAUUCUUCAACGCUGUAUGCAGUGAAGGUGCUGCACCUGCGUGCCCUGCGGCUACGCAGCACGGCGCAGCGCGAUUUGACACGCUUGGGACGAGAGUUGAAGAUCCUCAAGGAGCUUCCGCCUCACCCGCGGAUUGUACAAAUGGUCGACUCCUUUGAGGAGGGCGAUUGGUUCUUCCUUGUUCUGGAACUGGUGCGAGGAGGUGACCUCUUUCGGGCGCUGAUGCAACGUCGCCCCACGCGACUCUUUGAGCGCGAGGCCGCCUUUGUGUUUUGGCAGCUGGUGGACGGUAUUGCUUUCCUGCACAGCCGAAACAUCAUUCAUCGAGAUCUGAAACUGGAGAAUGUCUUGAUUUCGGACAAACACCGCGAGGGAAAACUGACGAUGUACAACGUGAAGAUCAGCGACUUUGGGUUGUCCAAGGCUGUCACGGGCGUCCCCGAGAUGCACUCGGUGGUGGGCACCCAGCGCUACGUGGCCCCUGAAGUGCUCUCCGUUGUGUCGGCGACGACGGGCGGCCAGCCCUACGACUUCCGGGUGGACCUUUGGAGCCUCGGCGUCCUGACCUUUCUGUUGCUGACGGGGGGCUACCCCAACCCCGAGUCGCAGUUUGCCUUGGACGAUGCAGUUUGUAAGAUUUCAAGCGAAGCUGCACGACUGAUUUUGAAGGGCCUGCUACAGCUGGAUCCGGUACAGAGAUUUACGCUGCAAGACCUUCAGUCCCGCAGUUGGCAGACGGGCGAUGAGGAUGUGAUCAUGUUGCCUCCAACAACAACGGCUGCCGUCCUGGGCAUGCCCUCUGCCGUGGGGAUUCCCUCGGAUUCGACGGUCUGCAGCGACUUUGAAGCUUUAGUGGCGCCACCCGCACCAUUGCAGUCCCUGAACGAUCCCUCCAUCCUGUCGGGUCUUCGUGUGGAACCGGAACCGGAACCGGGACAGCAGAGGAUGCCCAGCAUUCUGCCCACCAUGAGUUUUCUGGCAGGCAUGGAGGAAGAACUCCGUCGCCCGCGGCCGGUGCCACCUGCGCCACCUCCGGCCACACCCAGCCCCCACGGUUCGGAGCUGCUGCUUUCGGUGAGCGAGGAGCAGUUGUCCUCCCCCAGCUGGCAGCUGUCGCAGGCGCGCGCUGCCUCGGCGCGGGCCGAUGAGAUGCAUCUGCACGUGCUGCUGCCGCGAGGUGCUGCCGCCGAUGAUAUUUCUGUGGUGGACGAAUCAACACUGAAGGAAUUGAGUGCGAAGUCGGGCUGCAAUGUGUGGACAACACCAGCGGAGGGGCCAAAAGACGCCUGCCACGUGGUGAUGGUUGGCACUUGCAGUCAAUGCACUGUGGCGCAGCAGAUGCUGGCAGACUUCUUACACUCCAAGGAUGUGACCCAGACGAGUUUCACCGUGAUCAUGUUCUGGCGCAAUGAUGUUCUUUUGAAUGAACAAGAAAUGGAUGACCUGCAAAAGAGGUCGCAAAGCAUUGUUGAGCUCCUGCCAAAGUUGUCGCAGGAGGGCAAGCGCUCCUGGAUCAUCAGAGGAACUCUGGUGCAAGUGCUGGAAGCGGAACGGCUCAUCUAUGAGGGACCCCAGCCAUCGCAGCCAUCGCAGUCGCAGAAGCGGAAGCGGUCAGAGGAUUCGGCCGAGCCGGAGAACUCUGAACCAGGUGCGUCCAAAUGAGUGGAGCACAUGGCGAAAAAAUGGCGCAGUCUGAUGGGAUCUCAUGGGUAUCGUUCUGGACCGUCAGCUGCUGGUCGUUUUUUUUUUU